Molecule: messenger RNA, 405 nt
Organism: Cladocopium goreaui
Lineage: Eukaryota; Dinophyceae; Suessiales; Symbiodiniaceae
Source: the annotation of a GenBank genome assembly
AUGGCUGAACAUCCAGGAAGCGCUCUAGAGCUUCCUCCACAGGAAAUAGGUUCGCAAGAAAACAUGCAGCAAGGCUUUGUCACUUCAGAAGUCGAGGCCAUGGCUGAACAUCCAGGAAGCGCUCUAGAGCUUCCUCCACAGGAAAUAGGUUCGCAAGAAAACAUGCAGCAAGGCUUUGUCACUUCAGAAGUCGAGGCCGCUGACCUUUGCAGAUCGAGUGGACAGUGUCACGUCUUGUUUCCCCCGUGCAAUCCAUGCAAUGAAGGAAUCCGGAAAGCAGUUCAGCUGCCACACGCACAGUCACACAGACACAUAUUUAUGAAGAUGAGCUGGAAUAUAUGUAAGAUGUUUUUUCAAAUACUUUCAAGUACUAGACUAUGUUUACAUGUCCAUGCGAAUACAUAA